This is a messenger RNA of Polypterus senegalus (gray bichir), 2037 nucleotides long. RefSeq lists its product as uncharacterized. Lineage: Eukaryota; Metazoa; Chordata; Cladistia; Polypteriformes; Polypteridae. Bases 51 to 1061 code for a protein of 336 amino acids. The transcript has 8 exons. The record is from RefSeq and is a predicted model, not a curated record.
ACCAGCUUGACAGGAUUAGCUUUGGCAUCUUCUGCUUUCAGGUCGAUCAGAUGGCUGAAAAGAACACAAAAUGUUGUUAUCUCUUAACCUUGGCUGCUGCAAGGAUUUUUCUUAUUUCUGCAGGAAGGCUCAAGCUCAACAAACAGUCUGUUGAAGAAGGAGAAACUGUCGUUUUCAGGUGUUUUGGGUCCCUUGGGAAUACAAAUAUCAUGAGUGGAGGUCAUUUUCUUCUCUACAGAAAUGGGCAGCCUUUUCGUAAAAUGGAAAGAACUGCAAUUAAUGAAAUUGGCAUCCUUACACUAGAGCGAAUUACAAAGACGUAUGAGGGGAUGUACUCAUGUGCACAUGAAAAAGAAAAUCCACAGAACUUGAAAUUUAUUCAUGAUAGCAGCUCAGUGAUCCUGGAAGUGAAAGAGUCUGUGGAUUCACUUCAUCUUACAGCAACGAAAAGGUCAUCAGACCAAGGAGUGAGUGUGACUUUCACAUGUCUAGUUUCCAUAAAUGCAAGACAAAAUAUCAAAUUUAGUAGGAAAGGACAUUUUGAGCUUCUCAAGAACGGCAAGGUUAUCGAUUCAGUCAAAGACAAGAUUGUGUUUGCAGCGACUUUUGAUUUGAAGAAUGUCAGUGAGACUGAGCAGGCCGAUUAUGUGUGUGUCUACAAAGACGGCGAGCUCUCCAUUAAGAGCAAACCAAUUUCCUUUCAAGCCCGAGGAGAAACAAUGAGCUCCACAGAUACAAACAUGACCGAAGUCUCAGAUCAAGAAGGUGAAAUGCUCCGUAAUGCUAUUCUCAUUCCCUUGGCAUUGACUGCAGUUGUAGUUUUGGCAUUUCUAGCAAUUGGAUUUGGCGUGUAUUUUAAAAACAAAGCAGGGGCUGCACGCACGGAAAAUGAAGCUCACUCGAUAUCUACCAUGGUGGGUAGUUCCUCUGAAGAGAAAGCCGUGUAUUCAGUACUGCAGAAUAAAAGGGAGAAGAGAAAGAGUUUGCCUGAAAGUGAGCACAGUACAGUCGUUUACUCUGAAGUUCAAAUCAAAUCCAAAAUCUGCACCACGUCUACCUGACCGAAUUACAGGCGACCGAGCGCAUCACCUGAGGGCCCAAGUCCUCAGUGUAAGUGCUGACUUCAUGUCUGAAAUGAUCUUUCAUUUCAAACAAUUCAGUAAAAUGUGUAAAAUGAAGACACUGGAUGGACAGGAGAAGUGAGCACUGCCUGACCAGACUGGGGACGCAAUGCCUAUGGACUUAAGAUUUGAGAGGAGCGGAAAGAACUGGACAAGAACGACUCCUCUUCCCUUUUCACUUGUGCACCUCCACUCUUUUAUUUAAGAGUGCGACCUGAAGACAAAGCAGCGCAAGAUGUUCUUGUAUUCAGUUUUGUAUUUAUUAUUAAAUUGUACCGAGAAUCCUGGCAGUAUCUCUGUUAACAGUUGUAAAAGUUGGGUGGGUAAGCAGCCAACAUGAAGAGUCAAAAACAGGUUGAUGUACCACCCUGGUGUGGCCUUUAUAUUGAAACAAAAAAGACAGCUGGCAAACUGCUCAAACAGAAAGCAAUCACUUUUGAUUUCUUUAACACUCGGGUAGGCGUUGAGGGACUCAGUCCUUCACUAGCAUCACUCUGAUGUUAUCAUUCUGGAAUAAGACUGGGGGGGAUUUUCUCUUUAUCAAUCGUCCUUCUUGUCUGCAGAGGGUGAAGGAGAAGACAACGGUAGUGUUGGUUCUUCCUCUCGUACCGGUGGGGAAACUGCUUAUCUCACAGGAGCCAGGAAGGUGGUCCUCAGACGCGCAUGUGUGUAUCGAUUAAUUCAAAUCAUAUAUCUGUUUAUUGAUUUACUCUAUGCCUUGAAUUUAAUAUUAGGAUGGCACAACUCUGCAGCAUGUCUCAAAGGAUCGGGAACAGAGCAGGAACCGGUUCACUCUCCUUUUUAUUGGGUUGUUUGGUUUCAUUGAUAAAGAAUCAUUGGAAAGGGUUCCUUUGCAUAUUAAAUCCUUUUUUUACAAUACAAUACAAUACAAUUUAUUUUUGUAAAUCACACAAGA